GAACGUGAUCCGUUGAAACUUCAGAACCAUUCAUAUAAGCUUACACAAUGGGUAUCUGAUGAAAAUGUUGCUAACCAUAAGUUUUGGACUUACAUUGAUGGGUCUGGGUUGAGGCCAUUAGUUAGCUGUUCAUAUUUAAUUGGUAAUAGAGUUGUUGUGUCGGCCUUUUGUGAGAGGUGGCAGCCCGAGACCAAUACUUUUCACUUACCCUUUGGUGAGAUGACAAUCACGUUGGAUGACGUCUUUAACAUUUUAGGUAUUCCAAUUCAGGGUGAUUCUAUAUCUGUACCUGAGGGUGUGCGGUUAGACAAAACGUAUUAUGCAUCUUUAUUGUCAUCUACACUAGGUGUUACUACAGAUGAGGCAAAGAUUGAAAUGAGUCGUUAUGGUGGAAAUGGGGUGACACUAGAGUGGUUGAGAUUACGAUUUCAGGGUGUCUCUGAUGAUAGUCCUCCUGAAUUCAUAGAAUUUGCAGCAAGAGGCUUUUUGCUAUAUAUAUUAGGUUGCACACUUUUUGUGGACAAGACUGGGAAUAAGAUAAAUAUUAUUUACCUAUAUUUUUUACGAGAUCUUAAUAGGGUUGGUCGGUAUGCUUGGGGAGCUGCUGGGUUAGCUUUUCUAUAUCGACAGUUAGGACUUGCAUCCAGA
Messenger RNA from Fragaria vesca subsp. vesca, 648 nucleotides. Its product is annotated as serine/threonine-protein phosphatase 7 long form homolog. Gene Ontology annotation, biological process: meristem development; meristem maintenance. NCBI's taxonomy places the organism in Eukaryota, Viridiplantae, Streptophyta, Magnoliopsida, Rosales, Rosaceae. The annotation marks the transcript as partial. The transcript has a single exon. The record is from RefSeq and is a predicted model, not a curated record.